Messenger RNA from Caenorhabditis angaria, 5121 nucleotides. NCBI's taxonomy places the organism in Eukaryota, Metazoa, Nematoda, Chromadorea, Rhabditida, Rhabditidae. The record is from the annotation of a GenBank genome assembly.
AUGGACUAUUUCCAAACAACUCAACAGCGAAAUUCGCAACAACAAAAUAGUUCAACUUCUGCACAACAACAAUAUCUUCCAUAUAAUGGUAUUUCCCAACAGGUAAAUUAGCUAGAAUUGAAUAGAAAUGCUAAUUAAUUUAAUUUUAAAGAAGUUUCAGAACAACCAAAAUACAAAUAUGUUCUAUCAACAAUCUUCACAACAACAACAGCACAAUACGCAACAAAGUGGAUAUUUCCAAAUUCAACCAGCAAGUGCUCCGCUUGAUGCUCAACAAUCAUAUCAUCAACCACCGCAACAACAAUCACAAACCCAAACACGUCAAAAUUCCCAUAAUAAUGGACAUCAUCAACAAAGCGGAGGAAUGUAUGGAAAUAAUAGUGGAAAUGGGGGAGUACAAUCAAGUGGAGGACAUCAGGUAAUAUCACACCUCGGCCAAAAUCGUGGUUUUCAAAAUGAGAAAUUGAAUUGUACGCUAACUUUUUACAGUAGGAAAACUGUGAAUUCGUCAGUUUUGGACCUCUAAAAACUGAAAUCAAGGUUUUUUUUCAAAACUGUACUCUGGCCACCCACGGAUUUUUUUUACCGUUGUGUGGGUAACAUAUGGAUUUUUAUUGAAACAAGAAUGUUAUUUCUUAAUUGCCACGUAAAUAGUUCACGUCACCACUUCGUAAAUUUUCCGAUUUUGUAACUAUGUGGAUUUAUAAAUCGAUUUAAUCCUAGCUUGCAGUUUGAGCUUGAGCUCUGAGGUGUUAGAAAAUCCUGACUUUAUAGAGUAUACAUCUUCUGAAACUCUAUCCUUCUAAAAUCAAUAAAUUUUCAGCACCGCCGCGGUGGAAACAAUAUGAAUCAACAUCAUAAUCAAAAUCUUCAUGGACAUAAUCAACAAUCGUUGCAACAUCAAUCACAUCAGCAGCAAACAUCUCAACACAAUCAACAUCAUCCUCGUCGUCAGCCACAACAACAACAACAACAACAUUCUCAGUAUCAACAAAGAUCUCAUAACAGUAAUAAUCAUCAUCAACAGCCACACCAAAGUCAAUCACAUCAACAAAGUGGUUCUGGAUCUGGACAAUCUCAACAACAACAACAAUCUCAGCAUCAACAUCCAUUCGGUGUUCCACCUCCGCCACUUUCCGAACUUCCAGUUCGAAUCGCGAUCGAAUCAAAACAUGUUGGAGCAAUUAUCGGACAAGGUGGAAAUCAGAUUCGAAUUAUCACAAAAGAAUCGCAUGCAAAAGUUGUUGUUGAAACCGAAAAAACAUCACCAAAUAAGAAUAAUAAUGGAGGACAUCGACAAUCUGAAGAGAAAGUUAUUAAUAUUAUUGGAAGUAAUGAAAAUUGUACAAAAGCUGUAUACAAGAUUUUGGAAGUUGUUCAAAGAGAAACUAUUAAAGAGGAUGGUGAUUUGUAAGUUUUACUAGAAUUUUCAAAAUAAAUACAUUUUCGUUUUAUAGAGGAGCUGAUAUUGAAUUGAAAAUUCGAGCUCAUGAUCCUUUGGUAGGCAGAUUAAUUGGUAAACAAGGAGCUACUAUCAAACAAAUUAUGCACGAAACUGGUACACAGAUUUUAGUAUCAAAGUGAGUUUAUAUAUUCAAAAAAAAAAUCUUCAUAAAAAUGUUCUUCAGAUUCUCGAGUGAAACUCAAAAGCAUGCUGAAAAUUCGAUUCCGUUGUUGGAAAGAACAAUCACUGUUCGUGGGCAAACGAUCGAUUGUGUUGUGCAAGCCGAAGCGAAGAUUUCGGCGAAAUUGAAGAAAUGUUAUGAAGUUGAUUUGCAUCAUAGAGUGAGUUGGAAGUUCUAGGAAGGUUUUUAGAAGCCAAGAAGUAUGGGUCUGAAAUGGUUUUCGAACCAAUGUCCGAAGUAAUAGAAACUCAUUUAAACUUGUCCAUACGUCGCAUGCCAGGGGUAAUCGACCCGUGGAGGGGUUAUCCCUCACACUAAAUUUUGGAGGGGGUUGUCACUUGAGAUAAAAAAAUUUAUGAAAUUUUCUCAGUUUUGAUGAUAAUUUUCUCUACAUAUUCUGCCAUAGGGAUACCAAUUUAAGCCUCAAAAAAGUUUCCACAUAAAUAUCUAAUUAAAUUAGCGGUAGCAGGUCUUCAAUAGACCCUUAUCAACUAUGCUCCACAAUAAAAUUCAAAGAAUUAAGCCUGGUAUCAAAAUGGGACCACUAUGUCAUUUUUCACCUCUGUUAUCAAAGAACACAGGGGUAAAAAGUCACUAGGGGUAUCUAAUGAAUACCAAUGAAUAUUAGACUUGAGUUAGGGGUAGCAUGCCUUUAUUAGACCCUUAUCAACUAUGCUCCACAAUAAAAUCCAAAGAAUUAAGCCUGGUAUCAAUAUGGGACCACUAUGUCAUUUUUUCACAUAUCAACUGACAGUUAGUAUUUGUAAUAUUUGCAAAAAUUAUGAUUAAGCGACAAUGUAGAGUUAUUCAAAAUUAAUAUGGAUCAACGUGGUUGCACAAUUUGAUUUAUUUAGUGUCUCGUUUAACUAGCUAAAUUUGAUAUGAUUUUUUAAACUCUUGGAUGAACAAAAUUUCAUAUUUCUCAAAAUUAAAAAUUCUCGAUUUCAAAUCUGUUUUUUACUUCAUCGAAUCCGCUAUCUAUAUUUUAAUAUCAUUAAAAGUCAGCGAUCUACAGAAUAGUAAUGUAAUCUACAAUUACGAUCAUACUUUUUUCUCAGAGUUGGUGGUUUGAUUUAGGGUCAAACUAAUAUUUUUGAAAUUAAUACAUUUUCCCUUCUUGGAAAUAGUUGAUAAGAACCUAAUUAAAGGGUUGGUGUUUUCCUGGUGAAAAAAUCGUCUGCAAAAUUGCGUCACAGUGUUGUUUUCAAAGUUGUGUGCAAACACACGCACGAAAAUUCAAAAACAAGUUGUGCACUAGAGCGCCUUUACUUGUUUUAUUUCGUAGGUUUUAACUCGCUCGUGUUUUUGAGGAAAAACAUGGGCUGAAUUGAUACUAGAAUUUUUUCUAAAACUGGAAUCUUCCAGGAGCACCUUAAUCCUAUCUAAACCAAGCAAGAUUCCCUGGCGGAGCACCAACCCUUUAAGGUAAAUCACCCCUAACUUAAGUCUAAUAUUCAUUGGUAUUCAUUAGAUACCCCUAGUGACUUUUUACCCCUGUGUUCUUUGAUAACAGAGGUGAAAAAUGACAUAGUGGUCCCAUUUUGAUACCAGGCUUAAUUCUUCGGAUUUUAUUGUGGUGCAUAGUUGAUAAGGGUCUAAUAAAGGCCUGCUACCCCUAACUCAAGUGCAAAAUUCACUAUUAGCCUCAUUGAUGCAAAUUCUGAGCUUAAGCUCAAUAAAAUUGUAAUUUUCAGUAUUCUAUAGCUGAAAAUGAAGAAAAAAAAAAUGAAAAAAAAAGGGGGGGGGGGGGUUAUCCCUUUCGUCGAAAAUUUUCAAAAAUAGGGGUAUGCACUGGCGGAUUUGAAACAGGGGUAUGCGACGUAUGAACUUGUCCCAAAAUUUUGCAAAAAUUGAGGACAAGGCUCAACAUAAAGUUCUAAAAGUACCUAGAAAACCACCUAUCCAAUUAUCAAUAUUUCUUUUCAGUUGCAAGCAAUUCAAACCAAUUUCCAACAAAAUAAUUCAUCAAUAACUUCAUUGACAUCACCAUCUUCUGCAACUGAUGCAUUUGGUUCAAUUCAACGUGCCAAUUCUGCAGCCGCCGCCGCCGCUGGAAUUCCGCCACUUCCAUUCCCAAAUAACACAAUGAAAUGUCUCCGAAUUUGGGUUCCUGAUAAUAUGGUUGGUGCAUUGAUUGGUGCAAAAGGAAAACAUAUCAAACAAAUUAUUCGGGAUUCGCAAGCGAAUGUUAAAAUUGAUUCGGCUGAAGAGAAAGUUAAAAGACAGGAAGAGAUGAAUGGAUCAAAUACUGAAUCGAAUGAAGAAGUUGCUGAAACAAGUGGAAAUGUUGAAAAUGAAAAAGAGAAUGAGAAUGAAAAUGAAAAUGAAGAUAAGAAGGAGGAAAAGAAGGAAAACGAGGAAAAAGAAGAAAAUGCUGAAAAGAAAAAGGAUGACAAAGAAGAAGAAAAUGAUGAAAAAGAAGAGAAAGAAGAGAAAGAGGAUGAUGAAAAACCACAAAACAAAGAGAAAAAGAUUGAGGAAAGAAUGGUGACAAUAACUGGCACAGAUCUUCAAUUAUUGAGAGCACAACAAUUGAUUUAUGAAAAAAUGGCCGAACAAACGCCACAGAAUUUCACUGAUCUCAAACUUCGCACUGAAUUGUCGGUUCCAUCGAAAAUUGUUGGUCGAAUUAUUGGAAAAGGAGGACAGAAUGUUCGAGAACUUCAAAGAAUCACUGGAGCAAUUGUUAAGAUUCCUGAAGAGGAGAGAAAUGGAUCACAAGAACCGGUUUAUAAGGAUAAAGGAGGUUGGGAUUUAUUCUUGAUAGUCUAAUAAUUAUCUUUGAAUUGUUUCAGAAGAUGGUACAACUGUUGUUCGAAUUAUUGGAAAUGUUCCAGCUUCACAUAAUGUGCAAUUCCGUUUGUCUCAAUUAGUUGCUGAUUAUAUGAGAAGUGAGAAGAAAAAAGAGCAAACCGGUUAGUCACUGAAAAAAAUGAAGUUAAUAAAAAAGUCUACAGUAACCUAAAAGUUCAUUUUGUAAAUGGAACUAAUUUAGGAAUUUCGGAGAAAGGGGAAGGGAAAAGUUUGGCUCAAAAAAAAGAGAGGGUUCAACUUUUUAAUGAAGUCUAGGGCCAGAAAGAUUAAGAACUUUCGAACUUUCAUACAAAAGUUCAGUCUCGAACUUAAGUUUUUCAAUUAAUUUCUAAAUUUCAUACGGGAAUUCAGCUGCUGUAUCUCCGGAUUUGCGAAGUUUCAAAUUAAAAAACAGAAAAUAAAACUAUUUUCACAAUAUCUGAAAAUUAAAUAGAUGAACUGUUUGAAAUUUUCAUUUUUCAUAUAGUUUCAUUAGGCUAACUUUCGAAAUGCUACAAAAAUCUAAUGUUUCGAACAAUUAAAAACGUUAAUUUUUAUUUUGUAUUUGGAACUUCUACCGAUUUUCCAGCUCCAAAAAUUUAAAUUAAUCAUGAACGCAUUUUCAGAUAACAAUGGAUCAAACACAAGUUCAACAUCUCCACCACCAGCUCAUUCACCAACACAACAAUCUUCAUCACCUUGA